AUGACCCCCAGCCUCACGGCCCUGCUCUGCCUCGGGCUGAGUGUGGGUCUGAGGACCCAGGUGCAGGCAGGGACCCUCCCCAAACCCACCAUCUGGGCUGAGCCAGGCUCUGUGAUCCCCUGGGGGAGCCCCGUGACCAUCCGGUGUCAAGGGACCCUGAGGGCCCGGGAGUUCCAUUUGGAUAAAGAGGGAAGCUCACCUCCCUGGGAGAGACAGCCCCAACUGGAGCCCGGGGACAAGGGCAAGUUCUCAAUCUCACACAUGACACAGUCCUACGCAGGGAGAUAUCACUGUUACUAUCGCAGCCCCACUGGCUGGUCAGAGCACAGUGACCCCCUGGAACUGGUGGUGACAGGGGCCCACGGGAAACCCACCCUCUCAGCCCUGCCGAGCCCUGUGGUGACCUCGGGAGGGACCGUGACCCUCCAGUGUGGCUCAUGGGAGGGACUGGACCGGUUCAUUCUGACUAAGGAAGGAGAACCCAAGUCCUCCUGGACCCUGGAUGCACAGCGAGGCCCCCAGGGGCAGACCCAGGCCCUGCUCCCCGUGGGUCGCGUGCCCCCCAGCCACAGGUGGAUUGAGCAGAGCUCUCCCAGUGCCCGUCCAGAAACGCGGGCAAGUGGGGCCACAGCUUCAACCUUCACCGGGAGCCCUGACCCCUCCCUGCCUGGACGAGACGCCAUGACCCCCAGCCUCACGGCCCUGCUCUGCCUCGGGCUGAGUGUGGGUCUGAGGACCCAGGUGCAGGCAGGGACCCUCCCCAAACCCACCAUCUGGGCUGAGCCAGGCUCUGUGAUCCCCUGGGGGAGCCCCGUGACCAUCCGGUGUCAAGGGACCCUGAGGGCCCGGGAGUUCCAUUUGGAUAAAGAGGGAAGCUCACCUCCCUGGGAGAGACAGCCCCAACUGGAGCCCGGGGACAAGGGCAAGUUCUCAAUCUCACACAUGACACAGUCCUACGCAGGGAGAUAUCACUGUUACUAUCGCAGCCCCACUGGCUGGUCAGAGCACAGUGACCCCCUGGAACUGGUGGUGACAGGGUGGUUCCCUGACACGCCCUCCCUCUCGGUGCAGCCAGGCCCCGUGGUGGCCUCAGGAGAGAACGUGACCCUGCUGUGUCAGUCAGGGAGCACAAGGGAAACUUUCCUUCUGUCCAAGGAGGGGGCAGCCCGGCCCCCACUGCGUCUUAGAUCAAAGUACCGAGGUGGGCAUUACCAGGCCGAAUUCUCCAUGAGUCCCGUGACCUCAGCCCACAGUGGGACCUACAGGUGCUACAGCUCACUCAGCAGUAACCCCUACCUGCUGUCACACGCCAGUGCCCCCCUGGAGCUCACGGUCUCAGGACCCUCUGGGGGCCCCAGCCCCCCACCGACAGGCCCCAGUUCAACCCCAGGUCUCAAAUGGUACCUGAACGUCCUGAUCGGGGUCUCGGUGGCCUUCGUCCUGCUGCCCCUCGUCCUCCUCGUCCUACAACGGGUUCAGAGCAGACGCAGGAAGUCGGCCCAGGGCGAGGCUGAUUUCCACCCUCCCGCAGGGGCUGCGGACCCAGAGCCCAAGGACACAGGCCUGCAGAGCAGCUCCUGCCCAGCCGCCGCCGCCCAGGACCAGGCCCUCUCAGAUGCUGCCGUGAAGGACCCACAGCCUGAGGACGGGGUGCAGCUGGACCAUCCGCAGAACAGGCAGGAUGUAGACCCCCAGGAGGGGACAUAUGCCCAGGUGAACCACUCAAGAUCAAGACUAAGGCGGGGGGUGGCCACCUCUCCUUCCUCCCUGUCGGGGAGAUUGCUGGACAUGAAGGACAGACAAGCGGAAGAGGACGGGCAGAGGGACAGUCAGGCCGCCGCAUCUGAAGCCCCCCAGGAUGUGACCUAUGCCCAGCUGAACCACUCGACCUUCAGACGGGAGACUGCACCCCCUGCCCCCCAGUCAGGGGAGCCCCCAGAAGAGCCCAGCGUGUAUGCUGCUCUCGCCGUCCGCUAG
This is a messenger RNA of Lipotes vexillifer (Yangtze River dolphin), 1977 nucleotides long. Its product is annotated as leukocyte immunoglobulin-like receptor subfamily B member 4. Gene Ontology annotation, cellular component: plasma membrane. The coding region runs from base 1 to 1977 and encodes 658 amino acids. Gene Ontology annotation, biological process: cytokine-mediated signaling pathway; immune response-regulating signaling pathway. NCBI's taxonomy places the organism in Eukaryota, Metazoa, Chordata, Mammalia, Artiodactyla, Lipotidae. The record is from RefSeq and is a predicted model, not a curated record. Gene Ontology annotation, molecular function: inhibitory MHC class I receptor activity. The transcript is spliced from 16 exons.